Molecule: messenger RNA, 3138 nt
Organism: Balaenoptera ricei (Rice's whale)
Lineage: Eukaryota; Metazoa; Chordata; Mammalia; Artiodactyla; Balaenopteridae
Gene: PCIF1
Product: phosphorylated CTD interacting factor 1
Exons: 17
Coding region: 704-2824 (706 amino acids)
Cellular component (GO): nucleus
Molecular function (GO): RNA polymerase II C-terminal domain binding; mRNA (2'-O-methyladenosine-N6-)-methyltransferase activity
Source: RefSeq, a predicted model, not a curated record
GCCCGACUACCAUCGCACCGCCCACCCAGGUCCUGGGGCCCCAGCGGGUGCGCUCGCGGGGGAAACUGAGGCAGGGAGCGUGCUUGUGGGUUCAUUCCUGCCUCAGUCCACACCCCAGGGCCCGCAAAUCUGCCUCCCGAUCCUUAGACCCGCAUGGAACAGCAGGGAAGGACGGCAGGAAGGGGAGGGGGCCCAUAGCAAGCGGGGUCUAAAGAGUCGGCCUUUCCUGCCACACUCAACAUGGCGGCGCGGCAGCGGCGAGGUCCCUCAGAGGCGGUACCAGCGCAUGCGCAGCGCGGAGUCCCGGCCCGGGACACAAGAUGGCGGCAGCGGCGUUGGGGAGGGCGAGGCGGAGGCGGCAAAACGGGCGGUCGAGCAGAACGUGUAGCCGCGUCCCCUCGAGUCCGCUGCGGGCAGUUGCUGAUGCAAGGAAUCCCCUGGGCUCCCGUCCACUCCGCUGCUGACCAGCCCACACGCCUGCACUGCACGCUUUCCUGCAGGCCUCCCCACUGCCUCUGUGGGACCAGGGGGUCCAACUGGCCGGAGAAGAAAGCCCUCUCAUGCUAGCGUUGCAGACCCCAGAGGGUGAGAGAAAGAGGGACCUUGUUCAGCCUUGAGACCUGUGGGUCCGCCCCGAGGCACCGGGAAUUCCUCUUCCCCAGAGGACCAAGGCAGCUCCCCUUGGUCCGGUGUGGGUGCUGAGAUGGCCAAUGAGAAUCACGGCAGCCCCCGGGAGGAAGCAUCCUUGUUGAGUCACUCCCCAGGCACCUCCAAUCAGAGCCAGCCCUGUUCUCCAAAGCCCAUCCGCCUGGUGCAGGACCUCCCAGAGGAGCUGGUGCAUGCCGGUUGGGAGAAGUGCUGGAGCAGAAGGGAGAACCGUCCCUACUACUUCAACCGGUUCACCAACCAGUCCCUGUGGGAGAUGCCCGUGCUGGGCCAGCACGAUGUGAUUUCGGACCCUUUGGGGCUGAAUGCGACCCCCCUGCCCCAAGACUCAAGCUUGGUGGAAACCCCCCCGGCUGAGAACAAGCCCCGAAAGCGGCAGCUCUCGGAAGAGCAGCCCAGCGGCAACGGCGUGAAGAAGCCCAAGAUUGAAAUCCCCAUGACACCCACGGGCCCGUCAGUGCCCAGCUCCCCCAGCGUCCCAGGAACCCCAACCCUGAAGAUUUGGGGGACAUCCCCUGAAGACAAACAGCAGGCAGCUCUCCUCCGACCCACUGAGGUGUACUGGGAUCUCGACAUUCAGACCAACGCCGUCAUCAAGCACCGGGGGCCAUCAGAGGUGCUGCCUCCGCAUCCCGAGGUGGAGCUGCUCCGUUCCCAGCUCAUCCUGAAGCUUCGGCAGCACUACCGGGAGCUGUGCCAGCAGCGAGAGGGCAUCGAGCCCCCCCGGGAAUCCUUCAACCGCUGGAUGUUGGAGCGCAAGGUCGUGGACAAAGGCUCUGAUCCCCUGUUGCCGAGCAACUGCGAACCGGUCGUGUCACCUUCCAUGUUUCGCGAAAUCAUGAAUGACAUUCCCAUCAGGUUAUCCCGAAUCAAGUUCCGGGAGGAAGCCAAGCGUCUGCUCUUCAAAUACGCAGAGGCUGCCAGGCGGCUCAUCGAGUCCAGGAGUGCAUCUCCCGACAGCAGGAAGGUGGUCAAGUGGAACGUGGAGGAUACCUUCAGCUGGCUGCGGAAGGACCACUCCGCCUCCAAGGAGGACUAUAUGGAUCGCCUGGAGCAUCUACGGAGGCAGUGUGGCCCCCACGUCUCGGCUGCAGCCAAGGACUCCGUGGAAGGUAUCUGCAGUAAGAUCUACCACAUCUCUCUGGAGUACGUCAAACGGAUCCGAGAGAAGCACCUUGCCAUUCUCAAGGAAAACAACAUCCCAGAGGAGGUGGAGGCCCCCGAGGUGGAGCCCCGCCUGGUGUACUGCUACCCGGUACGGCUGGCCGUGUCUGCACCUCCCAUGCCCAGCGUGGAAAUGCACGUGGAGAAUAACGUGGUCUGCAUCCGGUAUAAGGGCGAGAUGGUCAAGGUCAGCCGCAACUACUUCAGCAAGCUGUGGCUCCUUUACCGCUACAGCUGCAUCGACGAUUCUGCCUUUGAGAGGUUCCUGCCCCGAGUCUGGUGUCUUCUCCGCCGGUACCAGAUGAUGUUCGGCGUGGGCCUCUACGAGGGGACAGGCCUGCAGGGGUCGCUGCCCGUGCACGUCUUCGAGGCCCUCCACCGACUUUUCGGCGUCAGCUUCGAGUGCUUCGCCUCACCCCUCAACUGCUACUUUCGCCAGUACUGCUCCGCCUUCCCCGACACGGACGGCUACUUUGGCUCCCGCGGGCCCUGCCUGGACUUCUCCCCGCUGAGUGGUUCCUUCGAGGCCAACCCUCCGUUUUGCGAGGAGCUCAUGGACGCCAUGGUCUCUCACUUCGAGAAACUGCUCGAGAGCUCGCCAGAGCCCCUGUCCUUCAUCGUGUUCAUCCCCGAGUGGCGGGAACCCCCAACCCCAGCGCUCACCCGCAUGGAGCAGAGCCGCUUCAAGCGCCACCAGCUGGUCCUGCCCGCCUUCGAGCACGAGUACCGCAGCGGCUCCCAACACGUCUGCAAGAAGGAGGAAAUGCACUACAAGGCCGUCCACAGCACGGCCGUGCUCUUCCUACAGAACGACCCUGGAUUUGCCAAGUGGGGGCCAACGCCCGAGCGGCUGCAGGAGUUGAGCGCCGCCUACCGGCAGUCGGGCCGCAGCCAUGGCUCUGUCGGCUCCUCGUCGUCCUCCUCCUCCUCGGAGGCCAAGGACCGGGACUCAGGCCGCGAGCAGGGCCCCAGCCGGGAGCCUCACUCCACUUAACACAUCCUGCGGGGAGGAGGAGCCCCAGGGUGCUGGUCUGGACUGCUGGCGCUCAGGCCUCUUGGGGCUGAGUGGAUCCCAGGACCCUCCUUCUGGGGUGGCAGCAGGACCCAGACUGCCAAUGACAUAGGAAGAUUACAGCUCUGCCAGGGCUUCCCCUCCCUGCCCGCAUCCCCCCAACCUCCCACCUCAAGCUCACUCCAAGUCCCCUGUAAAUAGGCCCCAUGCCUUCCCUUCCUUCCCCCGCCCCCAUCGUUGUUGCCACCUUGUUUCAUUUGUAAAAGGAAAUACAGAACCACCUCCCCCCUCAAGAA